UGUAAAUAAGUGAAGGUAGGCCAGUUAGUAAGCUAUAUCACAACACACCCUCCUCUCAGACAAAUACUCGUACUUACAUCACAUGAUUUCCUCGGGAAUCACAAGACUGAAAGAAGAAUCUCAUGACAGAACAUACGUGAUAAACGAUCUCAAACGAAACGACAAUCUCAAAUUAAAAUGAAGUGGCUUGACUCGCAAGACGUGACGCUACCCACUGCCCUAAAGGAAAGCUAUGUGAGUGGUAACGUGAGGGGCAACUGGCCAUUGUUGAAAUAUGGUCUUGGAGAGUCACUGCAACGUGCCGCUCAAAAGAAACCUAACCAUGUUGCAUUUAUAUAUGCCGACUGUGAUACUCAUGUUUCAUAUGGCCAACUUUCAAACCGGGUGAGCAUUUUGGCAAAAGGUCUAAUAGAAUAUGGUAUUGUCAAGGGUGAUGUAAUUAUGGUCAGUGGUAACCAUGGCGCCGACUUCGCUACUCUCUUCUACGCCAUAGCAAGCAUUGGUGGUAUUUUUGUCAUGCCCUACAUUUAUGAGCCGAAACAUCAUAAUCUAAAAAAGCUUAUAAAUAAGGUCAACGUAAAGAUGCUCGUAAUGCAUGAACGUGAUGAUUCGAUCGUUAAAGCGUUAAAGACAAUUAACCAAGGCGUUGUGGUAAAAAAUGGAUGCGUGAACCAGAUUGACAAUGUGCAUGAGAUUGCCUCACUCAAGGCUGUAGUUGUACAUAAAGACAAUGAACUGUUAGAUAUAUUUACAAAGGCCCAAACAUCGGAUAAGCAGCUGAAUAUAGUUCAAAGUAUGGUCUCAUCCGAAGAUCCGGGUAUAAUAUUCAUGUCUACUGGAACAACUGGGGAACCAAAAGCUAUGCUGCACCGACAAAAUAGUUUAGCAAACACACCAUAUUUCUGGCAACUACGUAGAAAUCAACAGAGAAAGCCGGUUGUCCUAGCUGUUGAGAACCCAUUCCAAGAUGAUGUUUUGUGUCUGUUUGCUCUGACAUCUGCAGUAGUAAACUUCGAGCACAGCGAUGUUACGUGUGUUAUAACUCCUGUAAACUCUCAGAGCCCCGGAGCUAGUGAUGUUAUUGUUGAAGCCAUGGAGAAAUACGGGGCAACACAUGCUGAUCUUUGGCCCUAUAUGUGGCAGGACAUGAUACGCUAUGCUACAACAGAUGGCCGUGAUCUUUCGAAACUCAAAGGAGGAAUGAGUGGAGCACAAAUAUUAGGAGUGGAAACUGUAGAUGCAUUCACAACUCUAGUUCCGGAAUUUGUGAAUCAGUAUGGAACAACAGAGACGCUUACAAUCACAAGUAACUUUAUAGAUGACCCUGUGUACAAAAGAAGACUAGAAUCUGUUGGCACUCCAUUGCCACAUGUAGAGAUAAAGCUUACAGAUGACCAACACAAUGUGGUUCCCAUAGGAGAGGCAGGAGAGGUGUACGUGCGGACACCAAAUAUGUUUAUUGAGUAUAUUGGUGAAUCUGAGAAAACUAGAUCUGUAAAGGACGAAUAUGGCUGGUACAGGACUGGCGACGUCGCACAGAUAGAUCAGAAUGGGUUCAUCUACUUUAUCGGACGUAAGGAAGACAACAUUCGAUUCAAAAAGAUGUCAGAUAUAAUCUAUCCGGGAGUUCUAGAGGCUGCGGCAAGAAAAUACAACAAGGUUGCGGAGGCCCAGUGCGUGGGCAUUCAGAGCGACAACUGUUUUGGAGAUGACAUCUGCCUCUGCAUUAUACUAAAGCCAGGCGAGAGUAUGACAAAGGAUGAAAUGUGGGCACAUUGUCGUUCAGAACUGAUAGAGCGUGAUCAACCGGACUAUAUCUUUAUGAUGGAUACUUUCCCACGUGUCGGUGCUAGGCAAAAGAUAUCUAAGGUUAAACUGAGGGAGAUUUGCCAGCAAUUAAUUGUGAAACAAAAUCAUGGAGAUCAAAAACAGAUUGGAGAACAAUGGCCAGAAGAGACAUAUAACGGAAAUAUGAAGACAUAGGCCAUAUUUUUGACAAUAGUGCCGAGUCAGCAAAAUAAAGGAAAUAUGUUUCUCAGAUGCUCUUUCUCUAUCACCUGUGGUCAGGAACUAGUUCAUGGUCUACUAAGUCAGAAUCUGAGAGUGGUUGCCAUAAAACAGGGACCCUUCUGAUACAAAUACCUUCAUACUUAACAUGGAUAUGUUUUAUUUACAUUCUUGUAGACUUUGAGUGACUGGGGAAACAUUCAGGAGGGGAACCUUAGAACAUAGAACCCAUGAUAUAUUGUAUUUUGAUCUUUUAGAAUAAAAUAU
Molecule: messenger RNA, 2274 nt
Organism: Owenia fusiformis
Lineage: Eukaryota; Metazoa; Annelida; Polychaeta; Sabellida; Oweniidae
Source: the annotation of a GenBank genome assembly